Cyclopterus lumpus (lumpfish) is the source of this 4090-nucleotide messenger RNA. RefSeq lists its product as uncharacterized. Bases 148 to 3927 code for a protein of 1259 amino acids. The transcript is spliced from 3 exons. NCBI's taxonomy places the organism in Eukaryota, Metazoa, Chordata, Actinopteri, Perciformes, Cyclopteridae. Gene Ontology annotation, molecular function: GTP binding; protein binding. The record is from RefSeq and is a predicted model, not a curated record.
GGGGGCGUUUCUCUUUCAGUGGAAACAUAAAGUCUGAAACCACAGCACCGCCUCAGAGGAUCACACUCAAUACUACCGUGUUCACCCAGAAGCAACGUGUUUUUAUUGAACUCUCGACAUCGACGGCCCCUGUGUGCAGACCGGGAUAUGGACGCUGGAGCCGGCAGGACGAUGGAGGUGGCGGCGCUGGGCCGGCCGUUCAGCCUCGGGAUGCUGUACGACUGCCGCCUGGACUCACUGGUGCCCGGCAUGACACUGUGGGACUACGAUGACCUGGAAAAGAAUGCAAAAGAAAUAACAAAACCUAGCAGUGAAUUUGGGAUAGUUACAUCUGAAUCUAUUGACGAUAAAUCUUUAGCAUUAAAUGUUGAAGCCUCUCUGAAAGCAAGUUUCUUAGGUGGACUGGUGAAGGUUGGAGGAUCGGCCAAGUACCUGAACGACAGUAAGACUUCCAGACAUCAGGCCAGAGUAACACUAAGCUACAAAACUACCACAAAGUUCCAGAAACUGUCCAUGAAUCAUCUUGGAAGAAACAAUAUAAAGCAUCCGUAUGUCUUUGAUAAAGGAAUAGCAACACAUGUAGUCACAGCUGUUCUUUAUGGGGCACAAGCCUUCUUUGUCUUUGACCGUGAGGUGUCUGAAACAGAAACUCAUCAAGACAUCCAGGGCAACCUGACGGUGAUGAUCAAGAUGAUUCCCGGCAUUGCGAUAGAGGGUGAAGGUGCCCUGAAGAUGAAAGACAAGGACAGGGAAUAUGUUGAUAAAUUCUCCUGCAAAUUCCAUGGAGACUUUUCUCUUAAAAAGAACCCUGUGACCUUUCAGGAGGCAGUAGAAGUCUACCAAAGUCUGCCGAGACUGUUGGGAGCCAACGGAGAGAACGCCGUACCAAUGACGGUCUGGCUGUUGCCAUUGACCACUUUAGAUUCUACUGCUGCUAAACUCGUACGUCAGAUAAGUAUAAGAUUAGUUAACGAAUCCCAGAGUGUCCUGGAGGACUUCAGUGAGCUGGAAAUGAGGUGCAAAGAUGCAUUGAGAACCACCACUGCACAGCAGUUCCCACAGAUUGGCAAAAAGAUAAAAACCUUUAGAGAGAUGUGCUCCGAGUUCAGACUGGAACUCCAACGAACUUUGGCAAAGAGACUUCCAUCAAUCCGAGGAGGAGGAGAAGAGGAGGCCGUGCUCGCAGACAUCCUGAAGCAAAUACUUUCUUCUCCUUUCAACAGCAACAACCUGAACGAGUGGAUGGACUGUAAAGACAAAGAAGUUUAUAUUUUAAGGUCUUUCACCAAGAUGAUGAAAAACACCAAGAUCCUUUCAUCUCAAAAUGAUCUUCAUGAAGAAAUUCUCAAUGCAGAACACGUGAUGUGUUUUGUCUUCACCUCACUGGGGAGUUAUGAAUCGUACCUCUCAACUUUAUCACACUACUUAAGACAAACACAAGGCAUCCCUCAAGAUGCACACACUCAGGAUCUAGAGAAGGAACAAUGGUUCCUUUCCCACAAAGUCACAGAUACAUUGAGGCAGAAAGCAAAGCUCUUCAGUGAUUUUGCAGAGGCCAACAAGGAGAACAAGAACAUUAAGUUCUUGACCUUGGGAUUACCAAAUGAGGCCCAGAAAGGUUCAAGCAUCUACCUUUAUGAAGAUGUGUUUUCUGUCAAUGAGAACUAUGAGCCGCCUUCAAAGCCUGAAGCAGGAACAGUAAUUGAGAUCAACCACAACAGUGUGACGCUGAAGAUUUCUCCACCCAAAUUUGGAGUAGAGAACAUCACCUCCUACUCUGUUGAGUACUGUGUCAGUGGAGAGGAAGGAUGGAAACAGAAGACAGCAUCAAAAGAAGAAGAAGUCACAGUGAGCGAUCUGAGUCCUAACACAGACUAUGUGUUCAGAUGCAGAGCAGUGACCUCAGCAGGUGUUGGGCCGGCCAAUGAAGUCAGUGGUUCCAUUAAAACCUUACCUUGCAGCCCUCCUGGAGAACCUCAAGUUGAAGCAGACUCAGGAGGGAUAUCAGUCAGCUGGGAGAAACCUGCUGAGCUUGGACAGGAUGUCCACAUUAUGAGCUACAUCCUGGAGUACGCCAAGCCGGACAACGAAGACCUCCAAUGGAACCAAACGAUGUCAACGGCUGAGAAGGCGUUCAUUUCAGGACUUCACUCAGGGACAGAAUAUGUUGUCAAGGUCAGAUGUGAUUGUGGAUUAGCCGGCAAAAGCAAAGAAAGCAUCACUGUUCGUGUCCGCACAACUACACGUGAAUUUGCACGUCUUGCAGAAUACCUAAAACAUAUCAGCAAAAGGAUGAAUUCUAAUUCUCCCUCAGUUUACAAACUGCCUCUGACAGAAGAAGAUAUGGAGAUCGAUGGAUGCCGGAAAUAUGACUUUGGCAAAGAAACCAUGAGGCCAAAUCGCACAAUAAUGCUUCUUGGAGCCACCGGAGCAGGAAAGUCUACUCUGAUCAAUGGAAUGAUCAACUACAUUGUUGGUGUGGAGUGGAAGGACACUUUCAGAUUCCAGUUAGUUUGUGAGGAUCAAACGAAAUCACAAGCUCACAGCCAGACUUCUGAAGUCACUGUGUACAAAGUCAACCACCAGGAGGGAUUUCAGAUCCCUUUCUCUCUGACCAUCGUUGACACUCCAGGCUUUGGGGAUACAAGAGGCAUAGUAAGAGACAAAGAGAUCACAGAGCAAAUCCGGAGGCUUUUCACCUCUGUUGACGGAGUCAGUGAGAUUGAUGCAGUGUGUUUUGUGACUCAGGCCUCUCUUGCACGACUAACCGCAACACAACGGUAUGUGUUUGAUUCGGUGCUCUCCAUCUUUGGCAAAGAUGUGGGAGAGAACAUUCAGAUGCUGGUGACUUUUGCAGAUGGAAAGCACCCACCGGUUCUUGAGGCAAUCAACGCCGCUAAGAUCCCAUGUCCAAAAAACGACAUUGGGCUCCCGGUUCACUUCAAGUUCAACAACUCUGCAUUGUUUGCACACAAGAGAAGCAGCAGCAGCGGCGACUGGGACGAGGAUUCUGACGACAAUGACGAGUUUGACCAAAUGUUUUGGAACAUGGGGGCCAAAAGCAUGGGCAGGUUCUUCACUGCUUUGGGUAAAAUGACAACCAAAAGCCUGCUGAUGACCAAAGAGGUUCUCAAAGAACGGAAGCACCUUGAAGCUGCCAUCGAAGGUGUAAAACAGCAGAUUAAAGCCGGAUUAGCAAAACUUGAACAAAUCAAGUCAACAAAAGAAAAGAUUAAAGAGCACGAAACAGCCAUGACUGCAAAUGAAAACUUUGAGAUCGACGUGGAGGUUAUUAUGGGAGUCCAAAGACCGCUCACGAACAAAGGAGAGUACAUCACCAACUGCCAGAAAUGUUCAAUAACAUGCCACUACCCAUGCUAUGUACCCAACGAUGAGGAGAAACAUAGCUGUUUAGCAAUGGAUAAGUUCGGGAUGUGCAAAGUCUGCCCUGGAAAAUGCAUCUGGAAUCUGCAUUCCAACCAGACGUACAGAUGGGAGUAUGUCCCUGUCAAAGAGAAGCGAACGCUGCAGGAGCUCAAGGACAAGUACAAAAAAGCCACCGAAGGAAAGAUGACCGUUCAGGAACUGAUUGAGAGGCAGGAGGAAGAGAUCGCUGUGCUUCACGUCAUGAUGGUCUCCCUCCUGGAUCAGUGCACUCACUCCAUAACUCGUCUGCAGGAGAUAUCCCUGAGGCCGAACCCGCUCACCACCCCGGAGUUAAUCGACAUGAUGAUAGAAGGCGAAAGGUCGGAGGCCGAACCGGGCUACGAGGCUCGGAUUCAGUCUUUGAUGGAGUUGAAGGACAAAGCGAAAAUCUGCUGCAAAAUAGCCAAACGAGCCAAACUCACGAAAAAGGAGGAGGAGCCGGUCCAAGAACAACGGCAGAGGAAAGAAAAGAAGGGUUGGUUCGAGAGGUUUAGGUUGUAGCGUCGCUGUGAGGUUGCCGUGACAACGUGAACCAGAAUGAAGCAGAACCCAGAGUAUUGCCGUCUGCGUGUCGACGAGUACAAUCGCGACGUCUAUAUUUUUUGUGUUGUUAGGAUGAUUGUGCGAGUUAGCGUGACACGUUAUCAGAAAAGACAAAUUCCUU